GUUGCAAGCUUCGUCCAGCACGGCGGCGGCGGCCUCCGUCCUCAACGCCGGCGCUGCUCCCGCCGCAGCUAGCCCUGCUGCACCACACACAGGACCGCCGCCGUCUCGCGACGUACACGCCAUCGCCCCCGUCUCGCACAGGAUAACAGAAGGCAGAGGCAGAGACCCGGCCGGUCCUGUCCGAGCAAUCAGAUUGGAACGCGUGGCCCCGAUCCGCGAGCCGAUCGAUACGGCCGGUUUCGUGGGCACACGGUUUUGGCUCAAACCCGUCGACGGAGCCCAGCCGGCUGAUUAUUCGCCCGCCGUGCUGCAGUGCCGGAGAGGUGGGGGGAGGAGGUCCCGUUCCCCUUCCCGUGUCUGGUGUCUCUUCGCCAGCCGUUUAGUGGGGUGUGCCCUGCUCGCUUCCUUCCUCCUCCGUUUCGUCUCGUCGCCUCCCUCCGUACGGGGAGGAGCAGUGCGCGUACUGAGACAGCAAGGGGACAUUGCACAUUGGCGUGUCGCAGGUUACGACCGAUCGAGCUCCCAGGUCCCCGUCGCGUUUCCUUUGGCUCUCUGUGUUACCACGGCCGGCUGCAAGAGCGGGAGCAGUGCGCGGAACGGCUUUUACUGUGACGCUUGUCGAUGGGGCCCCUGGUACGUUCGUCCGCCGCGUUGGUGCUCGUACGGGUCAGGGAGUAGUGUAUUUCUGGCGGCCAAGCCAAGCAUCCUCCGUCCCCUCCCCUCUAUCUUUCUGUCUGCAGAACAGUGUGACCAGUCAGCUCUUCCUUCUUCCGGCCUCCUCCUCUGCUCAGAUAAGCCCGUGGAAGUCUUGCGGCGGGCGAAACCUCGAUCGGACGCUCGCCGGUCGCCGCUCUCUACAAUCCGUCGCCAUCUGCAGCAUCUUCGCGUGCGUCCUCCGUGCUUCGCCUUGUUCUUGCCCCCCGUGCUAUGAUAUGCAGGUAGAAAUCUCUUAUCCACGGAUUCUCUUGAUCACGGGCUUCUAUUCAGAGAGAAGUCGACAGAUCGCCGGCCUCUCUGCAUGAUACCGCGGGCCCACAGCAGGUCGAUGCAGGCGAUGUGAGACUAGCUCCGGACACAUUUCUUGCCUUUGUUUCAGGUUUUUUCCAUUGGAUGGUAGUAUGGUACAGUCUCAGUUGUACUUGGUUCUACUUCGGUGUUCAUCGCUUCAUCAGUAAUAGAUUUAUGGUUGCAAUCUUCCUCCCCCAAUAUCUGAAUGUCAUUAUUUCAAAAAAAAUAUCUGAAUGUCAUUUUCAACAGCAUAUCACAAAUAAUCACAGAAUAGUUGAUUGUCUCCUAUUAACCACUUCUAGCUUCAGAUUCUUCCUGUUACCUCUUCCCCACUGUUUUUCCUUCCCACCUUUUCAAAAACAUAUUGAAAAUGCGUGUGAAUGAAAACGGCCUGAACCAGUUCUUUUCUAUUCCGUGCCUAUUUGCAGGUGUGGGAUCGACCGAGUAGUGGCACCAGGGCAACAAGCUCGCAACUCCCUUGUUGGUUGAGGGCGCGGUUUGAGGGUGUUUCUCCAUUCCUAGAUGGGCAGGCCUAGAGGAGGAAAGGUUAAACGGCCGACGCCCCAAGCUACCAAGAGCGAGGACACCGACGCCGCCAGCGGCGACGAGGAGACCGUGAUGCCAGCGUACAAGAGGAGGGGGCGGCCGCAGAAGCACCUCAAGGCUGACGACACCGACGAGGAGGAGCAAGACAGUGCCAAGGUCGAGCCCAUGGAGGACAGUGACGGCGUCAAACCGGCCGUGCCGGGCAAGGGCUCGGCUGAGAACGGAGGGAAGAAGCGGAGGCGUCGGCAACCGAGGAAGCGAGGCUGCGACCCGGCGGCGGAGGAGAAGGACGAGGCCGUCAAGCAGAGCGGGUUCCGGCACCACGGGAGCCGGCGGAAGAGCACCCCGCGGCGAGCAGCCGAGGCAGGGGUGGAGUGCAAGUGAGGCUCCUGAUUGGAUUGGAUUAGCCAUGCCACUAUGCGAGCCAUGACGGAUUGCAUUUUCGUUUCCUUUUCAUUUUUGUCAUGCUUCCUGUUGUAUAGAUCAAGCGUCAAGGAGUUGCUGAUUCGGCAUGAGCAUGCUGUGACUCUGCUUCCAUCUUAUUGUCCAGGACUCUGCUUGGAUCAUUAGUUGUGCCAUUCCUUGAUGUUUGGAUAUGUGGUGCUAAACUUUAGCAAGGUCACCUCGGAUGUUCAGUAAUCAUUUGCUAAUGAUGGAUUAAUUAGUCUUAA
This is a messenger RNA of Setaria italica (foxtail millet), 2225 nucleotides long. RefSeq lists its product as uncharacterized. The record is from RefSeq and is a predicted model, not a curated record. The coding region runs from base 1531 to 1938 and encodes 135 amino acids. The transcript has 3 exons. Lineage: Eukaryota; Viridiplantae; Streptophyta; Magnoliopsida; Poales; Poaceae.